This is a messenger RNA of Huiozyma naganishii CBS 8797, 741 nucleotides long. It is a transcript of the gene SCS3, whose product is annotated as Scs3p. Gene Ontology annotation, cellular component: endoplasmic reticulum membrane. The transcript has a single exon. Gene Ontology annotation, biological process: lipid droplet organization; lipid storage; phospholipid biosynthetic process. The coding region runs from base 1 to 741 and encodes 246 amino acids. The record is from RefSeq and is a predicted model, not a curated record. NCBI's taxonomy places the organism in Eukaryota, Fungi, Ascomycota, Saccharomycetes, Saccharomycetales, Saccharomycetaceae.
AUGUUGGGCAAGCUGUCGAGGCGUGAAGUUGCCGUGUUGCUGUGGUGCCCCUUUGUGGUGUGCACGGGGCACAUGCUUGCGUUAUGUGGGUGGGACGGGUGCUUGGUUGCAUCUACAAAGGAUUCUUUGUUGAACACGGUGUUUGUUAAGAGAGGGUGGUUCUGGACGAGUACUGUGUUCUGGUGGGUGGUGGUGAGGUACAGGAUGGAAGAUUCUGUCACUACCCGCACCCCGCUCCUCCCGCUACUCCGUCGAUACACAAUAACCACUGCUGCCUGGUACGUCUUCACACAACAGCUAUGGCUAAACGUCCCACCACUAAUGGACCUGGUGUUCGUGUGGUCCGGCGGCUCUUGCCUCCUGGACCCAGCUACCACCCCCGGAACACUCUGGCUGUCCACAUCCGCUGCCUGCAGACGGCAUGGCGGGUUAUGGCAGGGCGGCCACGACCCCUCGGGCCACAUGUUCCUGCUCUCGCUGAUGCUUAUGUUUCUGCUGUCUGAGCUGCCCGCGGGCAGCAGCGGUGGACGGCGCAGAGGCAAACACGCUGCGUUUGCCUCUGCUGCUGCCGCUGCCCGCUUCAUCCUCUGGGACGAACCGGGCGUACUCGCCCUCGCCCUCACCGCCUGCUGGACCUGGGCGCUGCUCGUGACCGCCGCGCGGUUCCACACCCUGCCGGAGCAGACCUCGGGCCUGCUCGCCGCCGUCGUCGCGCACCUCUCCGCCCGGGCGCUGGGGUAG